Nematolebias whitei (Rio pearlfish) is the source of this 2418-nucleotide messenger RNA. Its product is annotated as ral guanine nucleotide dissociation stimulator-like 1. Gene Ontology annotation, molecular function: guanyl-nucleotide exchange factor activity. Gene Ontology annotation, cellular component: plasma membrane. Gene Ontology annotation, biological process: positive regulation of GTPase activity; Ras protein signal transduction. Lineage: Eukaryota; Metazoa; Chordata; Actinopteri; Cyprinodontiformes; Rivulidae. The coding region runs from base 163 to 2418 and encodes 751 amino acids. The transcript is spliced from 17 exons. The record is from RefSeq and is a predicted model, not a curated record.
CAGUCACCAUCCCAAGAACAACGCGGGAUAUCUUUAUUUGUUUUCGACAAAAUACUAGUUUUAGGUUUACAAUACAGCGACUACAUUUCCGAACAUCUGCAUGUGUGUAACUUUGCCACGAUAAUCUUAAAUAUGAAGACGUAGUGUAAAAGCAGGAGGAAGAUGGGGAAAUGGCAGUUGUCGAUGGAUCCGGUGCAGGAGUGGGGCGAGGAGGAGGAGGACGGGGCCGUGUUCGGGGUCACCCUGCGCAGGGAACCCGUCCUGCAGAACUCCGAGUCGUCGGAUCUCUCGUUGGAUCUCUCGCCGGCCCACGGCUGCGUGCAGUACCACACGGUGAAGGUGCGCAGGCUGAAAGCCGCCACCCCGGAGCGUCUGAUCGCCCACCUACUCGAUCCCGACCGCCGGGAGCCCGACUUCAUCCACGUGUUCCUGUCCACGUACCGGGCCUUCACCUCCAGCAGCGCCUUCGUCGAGCUCCUGUUUAAGAGAGAUGAAUCUCUCACCAACCUGGACAACGUCGUCGGCUCUCGCAGCCCCCUGCUCCCAGUGGUCCGCCUGUGGCUGGAGGAGUACAGCGAGGACUUCCAGGAGCCCCCCCAGUACCCGACCCUCCGGCUCCUGUGCGCCCAGCUGCGCCGCCGCCUCUGCUUCAGACGCUUGGCUCAGACUGCCGAAGCCUUGCUCAAGAGGCUCCAGGAACAAGAUCGCAGCCUGUCGGCGUCAGGACGUGAAUCGUUACAGGACGGUGAUCAGGGGGACGGAGGAGAAACCUCCACGAAACGCGACAUUUACGACUUCAUGCACUUUUCUGCGAGAGAGGUGGCGGAGCAGCUGACCAGGCUGGACGCUGAGCUGUUUGUGAAAGUGGUGCCCUUCCAGUGCCUGGGCUGCGUCUGGUCUCAGCGUGACAAGAAAGAAAACCGAAAGCUGGCCCCGACGGUCCGAGCCACCAUUUCCCAGUUUAACGCGGUCACCAACCGCGUCAUCACCUCCCUGCUCUGCUCCUCUCCCCCCAGCCCUUCCACUUCCUCCCCCAUCUCAUCACCCUCCUCGGCCUCCACCUUCCUGUUCCCCUCGUCCGCUCCGGGCUCGCCUCGCUUCUCGCUCGCCAGCCCGGCUCACAGAGCGCGCGUCAUCGAGAGGUGGAUCGCCAUCGCACAGGAGUGCAGGCAGCUGAAGAACUUCUCCUCUCUACGGGCGAUCCUGUCGGCGCUGCAGUCGAACGCCGUGUAUCGCCUCAAGAGGACCUGGGCGGCCGUGAGCAGAGAGAGCACGAGCAUCUUCGACCACCUGUGUGAGACGUUUCCUGAUGAGAACUGUGUGCUGAGCAGCAGAGAGAUCCUAGUGGAGGAUGGGAGUCACCCAGAGAGCAGCGCCACGCCGGGCUCCAAGUCCCCUCGACUCUGCUCAGAGCCCAGACACACGAACUUCGGCAGCGGCGUCGUUCCUUACCUGGGCACGUAUCUGACGGUCCUCACCAUGCUGGACACGGCGCUGACGGACUCUGUGGAGGGUGGAUUUAUCAACUUUGAGAAACGCAGACGGGAGUAUGAGAUUCUCUCCCAGAUUCGACAGCUCCAGGCUUUCUGUUGCCACUACAACCUUCCAGUCAGCUCUCAGGUCACCGCCUGGCUGCAGGCUCCCACUCUGCUCACAGACCAGGAGAGCUACGAGCUGUCUCGUGAGCUGGAGCCUCCCGUCGAUCCCUGCCCCAGCUCGCCCAGCCUGUGGAGCAAUCGUCUCCUCGCCAAGAAGCUCGCCCAGUUGCGAACGUCUCACUGCGACCAGAUCAGCGUUUCGUCUUCUGGCUCCAGCGGCUCAGACACAGACGACCUCUCCGUCCCGCAGCCUUCUCGCCUCAGACUCAAACUGAAGUCCCUCCCAGGCUCUCUCCACAACGUCGCGGAGGACUCCUCCAUCUCCUCCUCCGCCUCUUCGUCCCCAAGACUCUCCAGGUCGUCGUGCAGCUCCUCGCACCCCGAUCUCCGCUCUUCGUCUCUGGCUCUGAGCCCAGAGUCAUCGUCGUCGCAGUCCGGCUGCUCUCCUCCGGCUGCGCAGCCAGUCUACAACAAGCAGGUGGCGGACUCGUGUAUCAUCCGGGUCAGUGUGGAGUGUGUCGACAACGGGAACAUCUACAAGAGCAUACUGCUCACCAGCCAGGACCACACGCCUCACGUGGUCCAGAGAGCUCUUGAGAAGCACAACAUGGAAGACUUGAGGUGCAGCGACUUCGGCCUCUUUCAGAUGCUCAACCACAGAAAAGAGCUCCAGAUUCCCGACAACGGCAACGUGUUUUACGCCAUGUGCACCUCCGCCAACUACGACUUCGUCCUGCGGCGGCGCUGGAGGAGCCGGGGCAAACCGUGCGGCCCGUUUUCCAGCCCUGGAUCUCAGCACAGAACCCACCAAAACAAUUGA